GUAUCCUGUGAGAUGACUCUAUAAUUGAAAAAUUAAUUAAGAAUUAGAGAGCUUGGAGAUUAUUAUUAAUAUAUUUUUUUAAUUAUAUAAAUUUUAUUUUUUCCAUUGUUUAGCUCUUCACAUACACAGCGAGUUCCACCAGAUUGGCUUUGCUAAAAUGGAGCCUGAAUCUGGACUUCGCAGUCCUUCUAAUCCCUCUCAGCUUUCAUGGGUUAAUCUCUCCAGGAAUCUAAUAUUAGCAUACCAAAGCUUUGGUGUAGUGUAUGGAGACCUGAGUAUUUCACCUCUCUAUGUUUAUACAAGCACAUUUACUGGCAAGUUGCAGAACCAUCAAAAUGAGGAAGCAAUAUUUGGUGCAUUUUCUUUGAUUUUCUGGACCUUUACACUGAUGCCUUUGAUUAAGUAUGUCUUUAUCAUAUUGAGUGCAAGUGAUAAUAAUGAAGGUGGCACAUUUGCUCUCUACUCACUGCUUUGCAGGCAUGGGAAGUUUAGUUUACUUCCCAAUCAACAGGCAGCUGAUGAGGAGCUCUCAACCUACAAAUAUGGUCCGACAGCACAGCUUGCACGCACCUCUGUGCUGAAGAGAUUUCUAGAGAAGCACAAAAUGCUACGGACUGCCUUGCUUAUUGUUGUACUAUUUGGUGCUUGCAUGGUUAUAGGAGAUGGUAUACUUACUCCAGCAAUGUCAGUUUUAUCAUCAAUGUCAGGUCUGGAAUUUUAUGAGAGUAGAUUAACAAAGGGUGAAGUUCUCUUGCUUGUGUGCAUCAUUUUGGUGGCCCUGUUUGCUCUUCAACAUUGUGGCACUCACAAAGUAGCAUUUAUGUUUGCUCCAAUUGUGAUCAUCUGGUUGGCGUCUAUAUUUUCCAUUGGGUUGUAUAACAUUAUAUACUGGAACCCAAAGAUUGUUCGUGCAAUUUCGCCCCAUUAUAUUAUCAAGUUCUUUGUUCAGACUGGUAAAGAUGGUUGGAUUUCUCUUGGAGGGAUCCUUCUUUCAAUAACUGGCACUGAAGCUAUGUUUGCUGACCUUGGUCAUUUUACUGCCUUGUCCAUUAGGAUUGCAUUUGUAUUUGUUAUAUAUCCAUGUUUGGUGGUGCAGUAUAUGGGUCAAGCUGCAUUUCUAUCUAAAAACCUCGGUGCCCUUAAAAAUAGUUUCUAUGACUCAAUACCUGAACCUGUAUUUUGGCCAGUAUUUGUUAUUGCAACCCUUGCAGCUAUUGUUGGAAGUCAGGCAGUUAUUACUGCCACUUUCUCAAUUGUUAAACAGUGCCAUGCCCUUGGUUGUUUUCCGCGAGUUAAAAUUGUCCACACCUCAAAACACAUUUACGGGCAAAUCUACAUCCCUGAAAUAAAUUGGAUUCUCAUGGUCCUUACACUUGCUGUAACUCUUGGAUUUCAAGACACAACUCUCAUUGGAAAUGCUUAUGGACUUGCAUACAUGUCGGUUAUGAUCAUCACAACAUUUCUCAUGUCGCUUGUCAUAGUCUUCAUUUGGCAGAAAAGUUUCUUACUGGCUGCCGCUUUCCUGCUAUUUUUCUGGUUCAUUGAGGGUGUCUACCUUUCAGCAGCACUCACGAAAGUGCCCCAGGGGGGUUGGGCGCCUAUCGUGCUGUCUGUCAUCUUUAUGCUCGUUAUGUACAUCUGGCAUUAUGGGACUCGUAAAAAGUACAACUUUGAUCUGCAUAACAAAGUAUCUUUAAAAUGGCUACUGGGCUUGGGUCCCAGCCUUGGCAUUGUUCGUGUGCCAGGGAUAGGCCUCAUAUACUCAGAAUUGGCAACUGGAGUACCUGCAAUCUUUUCCCAUUUUGUAACAAACCUGCCUGCUUUUCACCAGGUUCUAGUUUUUAUUUGUGUAAAAUCAGUCCCUGUUCCUUAUGUUUCCCCUGAAGAGCGCUUCCUUAUUGGCCGAGUAUGCCCAAGGCCAUAUCGCAUGUAUAGGUGCAUUGUGAGGUAUGGGUACAAGGAUAUCCAGAGGGAUGAUGGGGAUUUUGAGAACAUGCUUAUACAAAGCAUAGCAGAGUUCAUCCAGAUGGAAGCUGUAGAACCACAAUUCUCUAGUUCUGAGAGUUCAUCACUUGACGGCAGGAUGGCAGUCAUGAGCACCAGAUCUGUCCAGUCAAGCUUGAGUCUAGUAGUAACUGAGGAAGAUACUAUUGGUGUUGAUAACUCUAUCCGAAGCAGUAAAUCUCCAACCCUCCAGAGCCUGAGGUCUGCUUAUGACGAUGAUACUCCACAGAUGAGGAGGCGCCAAGUGAGGUUUACAUUGCCACAAAAUCCUUCGAUGGAUCCUUCAGUUAGAGAAGAGCUGAUGGAUUUAAUCCAAGCGAAGGAAGCGGGCGUUGCAUAUAUAAUGGGGCAUUCAUAUGUGAAGGCUAGGAGAACAUCCCCGUUUUUGAAGAAGCUAGCUAUUGAUAUUGGGUAUUCAUUCCUUCGGAAGAACUGCAGGGGUCCUGCUGUGGCACUUAACAUUCCUCACAUCAGCCUAAUUGAAGUUGGCAUGAUAUACUAUGUGUAGCUAUUUGGAGGAGUUCUUCAUGAAUUGACCAAAGUUGCAUCAGAUUUUUGGACAGAUGGAACACAAUGGUAGCUAAUGCAUUGCUUGUGACGGUGGAAAAUUUGUGAAAGUACAAGGAUCAUAGGUUGUUUUGGUGCAUAUGUUUCAAGAAACAUCUGUUCCUUUUUCCUUUGUUACUCUACUUUCCCAUAUGUAGAUAACUUUCUGCAGCUUUUACUUUCAUUUGAUGCAUUGUUUAGGCAUUUCACUUGGUUAGUUAUUGAAGAAAAAAAAAAGAAUGUUCAGUUC
Messenger RNA from Manihot esculenta (cassava), 2800 nucleotides. RefSeq names its product potassium transporter 4. The record is from RefSeq and is a predicted model, not a curated record. Bases 158 to 2512 code for a protein of 784 amino acids. Gene Ontology annotation, cellular component: membrane. Lineage: Eukaryota; Viridiplantae; Streptophyta; Magnoliopsida; Malpighiales; Euphorbiaceae. Gene Ontology annotation, biological process: cell tip growth; potassium ion transmembrane transport. The transcript has 9 exons. Gene Ontology annotation, molecular function: potassium ion transmembrane transporter activity.